Trichomonas vaginalis G3 is the source of this 1107-nucleotide messenger RNA. RefSeq lists its product as uncharacterized. The record is from RefSeq and is a predicted model, not a curated record. Lineage: Eukaryota; Parabasalia; Trichomonadida; Trichomonadidae. The transcript has a single exon. The coding region runs from base 1 to 1107 and encodes 368 amino acids.
AUGAAGAAAGCAAAUUUGGUUUAUGUUGAUGAAAAAGAUAAUGAAAUUAAAGAAAAGGUUGAAUGGUAUCAUGAAUGGACAUUGGAGACUUUUAAAGUUAAAGCUGAUACAGAAUGGGUUUCAGGAUGUUUAGACCUUAAAGCAGAUAAAACUUAUGUUAACGAUGAGUUAAUGAAGAAAGCAAAUAAAACAUAUGUUAACAAUGAGUUAGAGAAGAAAGCAGAUAAGGAAAAAGUUAUUUCAUUCAUUAAUACUGAGUUAGCAAAGAAAGCUGAUAUAUCAUUUGUUAAUGAAGAAAUAAAACAAUCAGAGGUCUAUUUUACUCCACCAUUUUUAAAUUUUAUGAAAUCAUCAGAUAAAACCUUUGAUAUAGAUUCUUUUGAAUGGAUAUGUUUCGAUGGAGUGACCACGUAUUUAUUUUAUACAGCUGGAGUGCUUUAUUAUUUUAAAACAAAUGAUUUUAAAAACUAUGAAUCAUUUACUCCAUCUGUUUUGAAUCCUGAUACACGAAAGCCAAGAAUUUUAUAUGUUGAAUAUAAUAAUGGUAAAUUUAUGGGAAUGAUAACGGUUGGAGAUGAUUUUUGCCCUUGUUAUUCAUUCGAUUGUAUCCAAUGGUUCAAAUGUAAUUUAAAUCAAGAUGCUAAAUUUAAAUAUCCAAAUAAUCCUAUUAGAUGCGUUAAUAAUAAAUGGGUACUAAUUUAUGAAGUCAAUCAAAUUUUCAUUAGUGAGGAUGGGAUAAAUUAUUAUAUGUUUAGUAUGAUGUCAUCAGAUUUGGAAAUCGAUUAUACAAGUAAGUGGUAUUACAUUAACAACAUGUAUUUUAUCCUACAAAAUGAUAAAAUUUAUAGAUCAUCUUCAAUACCAUUUGGUCGUUUUGAACAAAUUUUUCAAGCUGAUGGAGACAUUGAAGCUUUAUGUUAUGCUUCAAAUGUUUGUGUUCUUGUUUCAGGUGGUAUGGUCUAUUCAUAUCUUGUAAGUUAUAACAGACAUAUUUAUUUAUCACAGGAUUUUUCACAGGAUCCAGAGAAAACACCAAGUUGGGAAUUGGUUUAUUCAUUCACUCCAAAAUUUACUCGAAAUUAUAGAUUGCAAUUUGUUUUAUAUUGA